AUGUCGGCAGCUUGUCUAGCCUGCAAGACACAGCAUCUCAAGUGCGUCUGGGGAGAAGGCGAACAAUCCCGGGCCUGCCGCCGGUCACCCAAGGAGGAUCAGACAUGGGUCCAGUGUCCGCGGCGGUUACGGUUUGUGGACGAGACGCAAGAUGUUGAGGCCCAGUAUUUGUCAGAGAGUCCGUGGCAGAUUGGCCAUCAAGAGAUAUCUUUUGCUGACUCGCCGGCGGAUCUCGAAUUGGCCGGGGCUGACGUUGAUGCGGAGCUCGUGAAUAGCUCGAGAGAGUUACGUUUGCCCCCUGCAGCCGUCUCACACGACGUUCCAGGACAUGGAGUCGACUGCAGUUUCACAACGGUCCCACAGAGUUCCUUGCUGGGGCUGGCCAACGUCGAGGCUGGUGACGUCUUUCCACUUACCAAACCUCAUGAAGUCCGGUUGAUGGAGUAUUACCGAGAUUACAUGUGCACCUGG
This is a messenger RNA of Fusarium vanettenii 77-13-4, 471 nucleotides long. RefSeq lists its product as uncharacterized. Lineage: Eukaryota; Fungi; Ascomycota; Sordariomycetes; Hypocreales; Nectriaceae. The record is from RefSeq and is a predicted model, not a curated record. The transcript has 4 exons. The annotation marks the transcript as partial.